This is a messenger RNA of Camarhynchus parvulus, 549 nucleotides long. RefSeq names its product transmembrane protein 275 (gene TMEM275). NCBI's taxonomy places the organism in Eukaryota, Metazoa, Chordata, Aves, Passeriformes, Thraupidae. Bases 1 to 549 code for a protein of 182 amino acids. The record is from RefSeq and is a predicted model, not a curated record. The transcript has a single exon.
AUGUUCAGUGAAAAGAGCAGUGCCUCUUUGCCCCAAAAACCCACCCAGAAGAAGACCCGACCCCAGGGCCUCCCCUCCCCGGCUCUCUGCUGUGCCUGUGGACUCUGCAUCAUGCUAGCAGGGAUCAACAUCACCUUAGUGGGAGCUUUUGCCUUUGGGACCUUCCUCCCUGUGAACAACCCUCCCAUCAUCAUCGGGCCCAUCCUGCUGGUGGUGGCCUUCACGUUCUUCGGUGCCUGCUGCAUCUGCAGCCGGAGGCCCCCGGCCCACGGGGCCAGGAAAUCCAAACCAGGCUCCAACAUUGGCCUCAUCAAACCUGGCAACACAGCCUUUGAAAUCGAAACCAGCGAGCACACGGUGCAGGACACCACUGCUGUCCAGCUGAGCCCCACCAAUUCCCCCAUCUCCUCCAAAAAGUCCACCCCGGUUCACGAGAACGCCAAGGCUUGCAAACUCUUCACCAUGGAAGGCAACGGGCCAGUGGCCAAAUACUCCACAGGGGGAGAGGCCAUACAGCUCAACCUGCCCAGGGACCUGGCCACAUCCUAA